GAACUUUUGGACUGAAAGAGUAAGGCUUCUCUCCAGUACUCUUCACUUAGCUGGUUAACAAUCUGUUUUUCUCUUGUUCGCAAUGCAUCUUUACGGAGCUCUGAUGCUGUUUAUGACUCUGUCUACAGCAUCUGGAUUAAGAUGCUACACAUGCACUGCCACCAACCCUAAAUCCUGCAUAGACACCAAAUCUUGUCCUGUCAUCUUCAACCGUUGUUUCUCUCUCAGAGUUGACGGUUAUGACAUGAUUACCAAGGGCUGCCAAACCAGCAUAGCAUGUGGUGGUGCCAUAGCUUGCUGUGAAGGGGACUUGUGUAACAGUGCCAUAUCAUAUGGUUACAGUGUUAUCCUGCUGCUGGGAUCCUCAGCCAUCAUCACACUGUUUCUUUGAGGCUCUGGAAUACUGUUAUUUUCUGGGGGUUUUCUCUGACCCAAUCUGUACAACUGAAUAAGAAUAAAUAACAUUUAAAUGAA
This is a messenger RNA of Micropterus dolomieu (smallmouth bass), 474 nucleotides long. Its product is annotated as lymphocyte antigen 6G-like. The record is from RefSeq and is a predicted model, not a curated record. The transcript has 3 exons. NCBI's taxonomy places the organism in Eukaryota, Metazoa, Chordata, Actinopteri, Centrarchiformes, Centrarchidae. The coding region runs from base 83 to 391 and encodes 102 amino acids.